AUGGCGUCCCGGAGACUAGCUUUGAACCUCUCCCGAGGUCUGCGAAACCGUGCUGGUCUUUCGGCCGCCGCUCCCUUGACACGAGGCUUUGCCACGCCCUCUACCGUCGGCAAGACUCAGACCACAACUCUUCGCAAUGGAUUGACCGUCGCGACCGAGCACUCCCCCUUUGCGCAAACCUCGACCGUCGGCGUGUGGAUUGACGCUGGUUCCCGGGCUGAGACUGAUGAGACCAAUGGCACCGCGCACUUCCUCGAGCAUCUCGCCUUCAAGGGAACGGCCAAGCGUUCUCAGCAGCAAUUGGAGCUGGAGAUUGAGAACAUGGGUGGCCACUUGAACGCCUACACCUCGCGCGAGAACACCGUCUACUUCGCCAAGGCCUUCAACUCUGACGUCCCCCAGUGCGUCGACAUCCUCUCCGACAUUCUCCAGAACUCCCUGCUCGAGCAGUCCGCCAUUGAGCGAGAGCGCGACGUUAUCCUCCGAGAGUCCGAGGAGGUUGAGAAGCAGGUCGAGGAGGUUGUCUUUGACCACCUCCACGCCACUGCCUUCCAGCACCAGCCUCUUGGCCGCACCAUCCUCGGCCCCCGCCAGAACAUCCGCGACAUCACCCGAACCGAGCUCGUCAACUACAUCAAGAACAACUACACUGCUGACCGCAUGGUUCUUGUCGGUGCUGGCGGUAUCCCCCACGAGCAGCUCGUCGAGCUCGCUGAGAAGCACUUCAGCGGCCUCCCCAGCAGCGGCCCCAAGAACAGCGCCUACCUGCUCUCCAAGCAGAAGGCUGACUUCAUGGGUUCCGAUGUCCGUGUCCGUGAUGACGCCAUGCCCACUGCCAACAUCGCUCUGGCCGUUGAGGGUGUCAGCUGGAACUCGGAGGACUACUUCACUGCCCUCGUUGCCCAGGCUAUCGUCGGCAACUACGACAAGGCUGUUGGCCAGGCUCCCCACCAGGGCAGCAAGCUCAGCGGCUGGGUCCACAAGCACGAUAUCGCCAACAGCUUCAUGAGCUUCUCCACCAGCUACAGCGACACUGGUCUCUGGGGUAUCUACCUCGUCUCCGACAAGCCUGACCGAGUCGACGACCUUGUCCACUUCGCCAUCCGCGAGUGGAUGCGUCUCUGCACCAACGUCAGCGGUGCUGAGACUGAGCGUGCUAAGGCUCAGCUCAAGGCUUCCAUCCUCCUGUCCCUCGACGGCACCACUGCCGUUGCCGAGGACAUUGGCCGACAGCUCGUCACCACCGGCCGCCGCAUGGCCCCCGGCGAGAUCGAGCGCAAGAUUGACGCCAUCACUGAGAAGGAUAUCAUGGACUUUGCCAACCGAAAACUCUGGGACCGGGAUAUCGCCGUCAGCGCGGUGGGUACCAUUGAGGGUCUCUUCGACUACCAGAGACUCCGCAACACCAUGAAGCCCAAGUUUUAA
This is a messenger RNA of Fusarium keratoplasticum, 1425 nucleotides long. RefSeq names its product Mitochondrial-processing peptidase subunit beta. The transcript is spliced from 5 exons. Gene Ontology annotation, cellular component: mitochondrion. The record is from RefSeq and is a predicted model, not a curated record. Gene Ontology annotation, molecular function: metalloendopeptidase activity; metal ion binding. Lineage: Eukaryota; Fungi; Ascomycota; Sordariomycetes; Hypocreales; Nectriaceae. Bases 1 to 1425 code for a protein of 474 amino acids.